ACUGCUGGGGCCCGUAUGGGGCGGCGGGUGCGUGUCCACCCCCGGGCCUCCCUUGGUCCCUGCUUGUUCAGUCUUGGGGGGAGGGUGGUGACAUCAGUCAGCUGGAGCCCAGGCCCCACCUAAGCUGCCGCAGCCCUUAUCCUGACAGAGAAACUGAGGCCCAGGCUUGCCCACUGUGGACCUCUCUGGGUUUCCAGGCCGCUGCCUCUGCGACCCCAGGGGCCCAAGUGCAGCCGCUGCCCCUUUGCCGUGAAGCGCUCCCCUUUCAAGACCACGGCAGCUCCACCACCGCCCCUGCCUCAGAUCUGGCCAGGGCACUCCAGUGACUCCCAGGCCCCGGCCGCCCUACCUGCCCUACCCUGGGGCUGCCUGCCCAGGGCUCCUCGAAGCCCAGAGCCCGAGGGCUGUGCCCAAGGCGAGGCCCUGCCCCCACCCUCCCUGCCUCACAGCUCCAUUGUGAGGUCAGCGCCUUCCGAUGAGUUCUGUCCAGAGGCGUGGACAUGGCCCCCCGUCCCCGGCCUGACUCCUGCCUGGUUGGCAGCCCCCUCGGCCUGAUCUGUUUGUCCCUUUUGCUCAACCCUGCUGCAGCUGGAACCUACUGCGAGUGUAGCUUUGGCCUCAGCCGCGAGGCCCUCAUUGCUCUGCUGGCGGUGCUGGCGGGCAUCGGCGCCAGCUGCUUCUGCGCUCUCAUCAUCGUGGCGGUUGGUGUCAUUCGAGCCAAGGGGGAAACAUGCCCCGGACACAUGGACAGCAGGUUGGCGGGGUACCUCGGGGCUCAGGAAGAUCACAUGGACCUGCGCGCGGUGCAUGUGGAGUCCCACCUCAUGGCCCCUGAAAUGGAGGUCUCCAUGAUGCCGCCCCUGGAAGAUCAUGGCCUCACGACCAUCACCGUGGACUCGACCCUAGAGGAGCUGCCCCCACAACCCCCGCUGCCUGAGUAGGGCUUUGGGCAGCUGGGGGAAGGGGAAUUAAACAGUAGUU
Physeter macrocephalus (sperm whale) is the source of this 981-nucleotide messenger RNA. It is a transcript of the gene TMEM210, whose product is annotated as transmembrane protein 210. The transcript is spliced from 4 exons. The record is from RefSeq and is a predicted model, not a curated record. Lineage: Eukaryota; Metazoa; Chordata; Mammalia; Artiodactyla; Physeteridae. The coding region runs from base 501 to 941 and encodes 146 amino acids.